AGCAACUAGUAUGACAAGUCCAAGUACUCCUGAUAUAUUCUUCGAGGUGGCGACAAAGUCAAAGUAUCUUUGUUGAAGAAAGGGCGUAUCUAUGUUUCCUUGAUUGAUAACAACUUCAACUACUGCAGCAAGUAUAACAAUCCAAGAGAGGCACAACCAAUAUGAGGAUAGAGCUUUCUGGCGGUGCAGUUUCGUCCGCCAGCGCAGGAGAUGACACGAGGACAACCAUGUUGCAGAUAAAAGAGCAGACGAAAACGGGAACGGCCGAGCCGUCCUCAUGUUCGCCACGGAGAGGACAGCGUUCUUCUGGGGCGCGCCGACGAUUGGUGCGCACUCUUGCGUCCAUCGUGCCGUUUAUCAGCGGCAGCGGUGCAGUGCCGUCUCCCGAGUGGUAUCUCCCAGGUGUUACACCUGUGCAAUACCAGCAAGGACAGAAGAUACCUCUCUUUGUCAACAAGCUGACGAGUGUGAAGACACAACUACCCUAUCGCUAUUACACACUACCCUACUGUCCACCGGCAAAUUUGCGUGAAAGCAAGCUAUGGAAUUCCUUUUCUACUAGAAGCGAAACUUGUUGUUUGUUCAAUCCUACAUGUUCAUCGGGUAGAGGAAAUCAUCCAAAUGUAUUUGUUGAUAGUACAUUUCCAAAACUACAACAUCUUCGUCUAAUCAUCGGAAAUCUUGGCGCCUCACUGAUGGGUGACGUAGUCGAAAACUCGCCGUACGACAUCAAGAUGCUGCAGAAUACGAAUUGUAUGAGUCUGUGCAGCAAGGCACUGACAGCAGAGGAUAAAAAUUGAGGCUCAGAAUAAUUCUUUAUCUUCACAGCCCACUUGUCUUGUCUCAGUGUCCUUCUUGGAUUCUGAGCCUGUGAAUGUAGAGGAUGAAUUAUUGUGAGCGCUAAGACAAGCUGUUCAAAUUGAUGAUUGAUGAGGAUUACCAGGUGAACUGGAUCCUGGAUAACCUGCCAGGAACUACGAAGUACGCGCGAAAAAACAGCGUAGCAACGACAGGUACUACGGAGGACUCCUCGUUCACCUACAUGGUCGGCUUUCCAGUCGGCUUGGAACAAAGAGGUCGCUACUUUCUCCACAAUCAUGCGAAGAUUAUCAUCGAGUACCACUCGUCGCCAAACGAAUUCAGUGGGUUUCGCAUUGUGGGCUUCGAGAUCGAGCCCCACUCCUUGGCGAACCAGGGCAGUGAAUGCGCGGACGGACCGAACGCCCCAGUGUUGGACAUUGACGCCACGGAUGCGGUCAGUUUUACCUACGACGUGCUGUGGAAGUACUCGGAGGACACCUGGUCCGACCGCUGGGACCGCUACAUGCGUGGAGCGAAGGGCAAGAUCCACUGGUUCAGCAUCCUGAACUCACUCAUGAUCGUCCUGUUCCUCAGCUCCAUGGUCGCGAUGAUUCUCCUGCGUACACUGCACCGCGACAUUGCGCGCUAUAACGAGAUCGCUACUAGCGAAGACGCAGCGGAAGAAACUGGGUGGAAGCUGGUGCAUGGCGACGUCUUUCGCCGCCCACCCCACUCCAAACUUCUGGCGGUCAGUGUCGGCUCUGGGGUACAGAUUCUGGGCAUGAGCUGUGUCAUCAUCGUCUUCUCGUGUCUGGGGCUGCUCUCCCCGCAGUACCAAGGCUACCUGCUCCAGUCGAUGCUGAUGCUCUUCGUUUUCAUGGGCAGUCUCGCGGGUUACUACUCGGCGCGCCUCUACAAAAUGUUCAACGGGCAAGACUGGAAAGCGACGACGCUUCUCACCGUUAUGCUUUGUCUGUGGACUUCGACGUGAUAGUCAAAAUUCGAUUUUUCAUUGAGGGUAGUUACAAAAUUUCAAGUCCUCUGUUAUCGUCACCACGAACUUCGUCUACGGUUUGCUGGAAUUGUAACUACUCUCAUAGUAGUUAAUAUCUUCGACUUCGAGGAUGAUGCUGAUCCUGAUGCUCGUCCUCCUGAAGAUGUUAUUGUUAAAAAGUCCCUAAUAUAAUAUAGUUACACAACAACAACUCCUUUAUCCUCAACCGGUCAUAAAGCUCCAGCUCUAAUAUCGCGUUUUGGUUCCCGGGAGUUGCAUUCGGGGUCUUCUUCAUCAUCAACCUUUUUAUCUGGUACACCGGGAGCAGCCGCGCCGUACCCUUUGCAACCAUGUUCAACCUGCUUCUUCUCUGGUUCGGCAUUUCCGUUCCCCUGGUUUUUCUUGGUGCGUAUGUCGGAUAUCGGCGUGACGCCAUCGAACUACCAGUCAGGACGAACGCGAUACCACGUCACGUCCCGGUUCAACCGUGGUUCACAAAACCGCUGAUCACAAGUCUCAUCGGAGGAGUGUUGCCCUUUGGCGCGGUUUUCACCGAGUUGUUCUUCAUUCUAUCCUCGAUAUGGCAGCACCAGUUCUACUACCUCUUCGGAUUUUAUGGCAAGGAAAAGGAAAUUGUACUUGUGUGUAAAACUUUGAAAUUACUGACAUAAUUGUCAUAGUUUUGGUGAUGGGCAGUUGAAGUGGUAUCUCCAGCUCUUAAGGCUGGUAGUUCUGUAUUUCGUCACUUUUAAACACACUGGCAAUCAUGCUGGUGUUCGAAUAACUACAAGUUAUUCUUGAACAACAUCAAUCUGGAACUACCGGAGAAAUUACUACUACUCACAACCACCUCGUCCACUCCCCAAGAUGAUGCUUCUAACUACCUCUCUUCUUGGUGCUUAUCAUCCUUGUGGUCACGUGUGUGGAGAUUUCGAUCGCGCUAGUGUACUUUCAGCUCACUUCCGAAGACUAUCAUUGGUGGUGGCGCAGUUUCUUCGCUAGCGGCUCAUCUGGGCUUUAUUUAAGGCUUGUACAAAAAAUGCAUAUCAAUGACAACAUCGAUCCACUUUUUUUUCAACUUCAUCUGACGCAAAAAAUUGAUAUUGUCCUGACAAGUUAGUGCUUGCGCUUGGGUAAUCCCCGCCUUUGUUCUCGUUGUGCUCUAAUUUCCGUUUUCCUCUACGCUUUGUUGUACAAGGCAACGCGUAUGCAGAUCGACGACUUCGUGCCUUCCCUGGUGUACGUCGGCUAUAUGGCCUUGAUGUCAUAUGGGUUUUUUCUCCUCACAGGCGCCGUUGGGCUCAUGGGCGCUUUCGCUUUUGUGCGAGUUAUAUACGGAAGUAUCAAGAUCGACUAGAAGAAGCGUUGAUUUAGAUGAGGAAUUUCGGGUUGUUGGCCUCGUCGUGACGGAUACACGAAUUAUAGUUCUGAAAAACAAGUUAAACAAGUUAGUACAUGAUGCAGAAACACGACCAAUCAAUCAUAUCGAUCAGAAAACAAAUUGAAAUAAUUAGAAUUAGUGCUAUGGGUCGAGCCAGAAACGCCGGUAGGCAUCUUGUAUCAAUUCUAUAUUCUCUGUUGUUGCUUAUGCUUUUGAUUUCAUCCUGCUUGAACAUUGUUGUGUUGCCUUGGUUUGUUUAUCUCGUUUUCCAACAAAUAAAUGUUAGGUACAUUUAUUAUAGUUUGGACUAAGAGUUCUUUUUAUUUUUUCAGGACAUCAAGUAGUAGGACGAAGAACUACCUUCUAGACGCAGCGUCUGCCGUGCUUACAACUACGUUUGACGUAUUUUGCAAAGCCGAGGAUGAAACCUUCCUCGUCUGUUUUCAUUUCGCAACAAGGACUGCGACUGUGGUUGACGCAUCCGUUGUGGAUGUAAUCUUUAUCCUUGCAACAACAACAGCACUUCUCUAUCUCUCCCCACUUGAAGAUUAUCUUUUCCCCGAUGCUCGCAGAUGUAAAAACCUUCUCCUUCUCCAAAAUGAAAUGUAGUGCGAACUAUUACAACUCGAAUUCAGAUUCACAAAACACUGCAGGCGUAAAGAUAGCAGAGUCACUUUUUUUGUAGUUUUUUGGGGUAACAACACCUGAUGGUGAAAAAGAUCUGUCAUGCAGCAACGACAGUACCAUAGGACUGAGGAUGUAUUUGAAGAAUUGGAAU
This is a messenger RNA of Amoebophrya sp. A25, 3954 nucleotides long. The record is from the annotation of a GenBank genome assembly. NCBI's taxonomy places the organism in Eukaryota, Dinophyceae, Syndiniales, Amoebophryaceae.